Pseudopipra pipra is the source of this 2436-nucleotide messenger RNA. RefSeq names its product transmembrane protein 116 (gene TMEM116). Bases 1183 to 2067 code for a protein of 294 amino acids. Gene Ontology annotation, biological process: adenylate cyclase-activating G protein-coupled receptor signaling pathway. Gene Ontology annotation, cellular component: plasma membrane. The record is from RefSeq and is a predicted model, not a curated record. The transcript is spliced from 9 exons. Lineage: Eukaryota; Metazoa; Chordata; Aves; Passeriformes; Pipridae. Gene Ontology annotation, molecular function: G protein-coupled receptor activity.
GCUCCUCUGCUGGUGCCAGGGGAGAUCUGCUGCUGGGGUUUCAAAAGCGACACAAUCUUCAGUAACUUCCCCAUUGCCUUGUCCUCAUGUUUCUGGUCUGCAGUGGAAGUUUGUAAACAAAGGGGCUGGAAGAGAUCCAUAUCAAAGCUUGCCACAAACAUAUUCCCUGAGUCAUGAGGACCCACAGCAAAAUGUUUAAAAAUAAACAGCUCUUGAGCCUGGGAGGAGAACGAUGUUAGAAACACUUCCCCUCCUGUCCCCAGAAAUCAAAUAUUGCAUUCUUGAAGCUUUUCUGUCUUUAUGGGGUCAAUAAAACUCUUCAGCCUGAGCUAAAUCAUUCAGAAGAAAGCUCAGAUAACGGGUUGAAGGAAGAAAUGUCAGCUCACCAUGUGCCUGGGUGAUGGCCACAGAGCCACAUCACCGUGCGUGCUCCAGCCUGGCAUCUGGAGCUGCCAGGAUGGAAAUCAUUACGUCUUUCCAGUCCCUUCCUCUAUUUUAUAAAUACCAUUUGGUAUUUGCUUUCCCCUUUUGCAAGUCAGAACCAAACUGGCUUCGUUUAUCACUGUCACCUACUUCUUUAUUCAGGUCUGGGCCAAAACUCCUCAACCAGCCAGUGGUUCCUCGCUCCAAGGGCACUUGUUGCUGGGGAAAGGGGUCACCUGUUCGAUUGCAAAAGUUGCUUCUUUGCUUAUUUUAGAGCUGUUUGGUUUAACCUGCCCUGCUCACAAACUGGGUGGUGUCCCCAGCCUGUCCUGCCAGGGCUUCAGUUGUGCACCAGCAAUGAAAAGACUGGUUAAAAAAGGCAUAUAAAUGAAAUUAUAUAAAUAUUAACUCCAGAUAUUUGUGCCAUUAUGCCUCAAAGGUAAAUCUGGCUCAAUCAGAUCUACCUUACAUCUUAUCAGUCUUACUAAUCUCCUUCUCAUUGCUCAUGGGAACAAGUACAACCCAGCACGAUGGGUGGCAAAUGUUUACUUCCAGGACAAUAUUGAGGCAAAUCCCAUCAGAAGCUCAAUUCCAUGAAAAAAAAAAUAUAAAAACCACAGCCCCUUGAAAUGUUUCCAUGCUGUCUUUAACAUUAUAAUUUUCUGUAGGGAAAGAAAACCACCAUCGUUUUCUCUCCAGGACGCUGAAAAUGAGGUGCGUCCACUUUUCUACCUGAGCCUCUCUGACCUGUUUUUGGGAAUGUGCUGGCUGGCUGGGGCUCUGCUCUACAGUUCACCCACCUCCCAGCAGGACCUCAUCUGCUACAACCUGCAAGCAACGGGACAGAUAUUCUACGUGGCCUCUUUCCUCUACACUGUCAACUACACGUGGCACCUGUACAGGGACCUAAAGGUGAAGUACAACCAGAACCUCUUCAGGGUGCUCCCCCAGGCUGUAGAUUAUGCAAGUUGUGUCGGCCGAAUAGCAACGAUCUUGUCGAGCCUCAUCCCUUUCCUCCUCAUGGUGCCGGUGUUUUGCCUGGGCAACAGCAGUAAUUGCUACCAGAACUUCAGCCAGAAGCACGGCUGUCUCCUGAUGCACACGGAGAUCGCCGUGACCACCAACGAGCCGCAGACCCUGAGCGGCUCCGUCUGCCGCGCGAUGCAUUUCUACGGCAUCGGGGUCUUCCUCAUCUCCUUCCUCAUCAGCUUCGUGGCCAUUCUGGUGAUCCUCAGCCAGGCCCGAGGUCUGUACAAGAGGUUUGUGAACUCCACAGGGUUCCUGGGGGACCAGCAGUGGGCCAUGAUUAAGAUGGUGGAACAACGAGUGGUCUUUUACCCCAUCGUGUUCUUCUGCUGCUGGGCCCCAGCUGUCCUCCUUGGAAUGCUGAAGUUGACUGUUUCAACAACCAGCAAGAUCUACAUGGCCCUGCUGAUCCUGCAGGCUCUCACAGCAGCUUCCCAGGGGCUCCUGAACUGCCUGGUGUAUGGAUGGACCCAGCACGUGUUCCUGUCCCUCAAACGCGGCGCCCGCCGGGACGUGGACACCCAGACCCCCCUCCUGCGCUCCCAGAAGAAGUUCUACUCCAGCACAGCCCCCACCAGCCCCCCAGACACUGAGGGCUCCACGUCCACGCUGCUCUGAAGUGUCCUGCCAACACCUCCUCGUGUUUUAGGAAUGUCAUCCAGACCUGGGAUGGGGCUGUUGGCUCCAAACUGUCCCAGCCGUGGGGAGGGAGGAGCCUGAGCAGGUCUGUCAGAGACACUCAGUGGAGAUAGUUAUUUAUUUUACAGGUCAUAUGGACUCUAAAUGGAUUCUUUCAACAUGGUAAAUCUCUAGUCCAGACUUUCUGCUUCUGGAACUAUCCCUAGAAAUGCAGCAGGUGGUGUGUAACAGCUCAGAGGUCUCAUCCAGCUCCAGCAGAGGAUGUUUUACUUCUCCAAGUAUUUGUUUUAUUUCUUGAAGUAUUUGCCAUUGCAAAAUAACAGUAAAGCAAAGUGAAUAUUUUUCAUA